UCAUGCGGAAUACGUGGAUGUGCCACAGUGCUUAUCAGUCACAUUCACGUCCUCGACACGGCGAUACCUCACGGUGUGCACGAAGCUCGGACUGUUCCCAUCCUGGGGAUCCCAGGAGGCCGACGAACGAGCGGCAGCGAUAGACCCAGCGAGAUGGCUUGCGAGGCAUGCAAUGCCAAAUUCAACCUGUUUAAGAGAAAAAAACAAUGUGUGGACUGCUUAAGGUAUUUUUGCUCCGAAUGUGUGAUUAAACGAUUGGACAAAGUAUUUUCCUGCGAUAGCUGUGGUCUGUUGUCAAGGAGACCACUUAUCAGAAAUCAAAUCAGGCAGAUACGUUCUAGGGACUUACGGCAAUAUCUUGUAGCGAAAAAGGUUUCUGUUAAAGGUUGCGUUGAGAAAGAAGACUUGGUGCAUUUGCUAAUGCUCUUUGCUAAUGGAACUGAUUCUUGCUUAAGUUUUGAUCAUAACACAAGUACUAGGACUCAAAAUGCUACUGAAGAAUCAUAUUCCAGAGUCGAUCCUGUUUUUGAUGGAACAGAAAAUAUGCCAAAUGUCAGUACUGCAAAUAAUGAACCAACCCCAGAUGCACAGGUUUUAGAGCAACCUGUAAGAAGUGAGGAUGUCGAAAUGGCAGAAGAAGUAAGUGAAAGUAGUCAUAGUAGUCCAAUCAUUAGUGUUCCUGUAAGCAGCAAUGAUGAAUCACCUGAUGAGAGACCGACAAGAAGUACUGACAUAGAAAUAGAAGAAAUACUUGAGGUUGAUAAUAAUCCAAUCGAGCCUACCGCAUCGAAUACUGUAUCGGAACCGGUAAUCAUCGAACACGAGGAAGUUUCUGAAACACCAGACGAGAAAAAAUCGGAUAUGGUUACAGAAAUUCCCAUGUGGCCGGAUAAAGUGCAAUUGUCAGAUAUAAAAGAAGCAUCAGAAUUAGAAUAUCUAAGUGUUAAACAAUUAAAAAGUUUAUUGAAUACAAAUCGCGUGGAUUAUAAAGGCUGUAUAGAGAGAUCGGACUUGUUGAACAAAGUGACAAGAUUAUGGCGAGAAUAUAAUCAAUUUAGACAAGAUGUGGAAAAGCUCAGCGAGGCAGAAUUGUGUAAAAUCUGUUGGGACGCACCAAUUGAGUGUGUAAUUUUGGAAUGUGGCCAUAUGGCCUGCUGUAUAAACUGUGGUAAACAAAUGUCCGAAUGUCCGAUAUGUAAACAAUACGUUGUUCGUGUUGUGCGGUUUUUCAAAGCCUGAAGACGCAAUGAUUAUAAUAUUAGCGGCUGAUUAUAAUUUUGUAAUUCUGAAAAGAACAAUUAAAUUUGUGUAUAUGAUGUGUAUGUGGUAUGUAUGUGUAUGUAUGCGUGUGUGUAUGUUCAUACUUGUAACACUCCAUUUUCCUGUGAUCCUAAAAA
This is a messenger RNA of Pogonomyrmex barbatus (red harvester ant), 1397 nucleotides long. Its product is annotated as E3 ubiquitin-protein ligase RNF34. The record is from RefSeq and is a predicted model, not a curated record. NCBI's taxonomy places the organism in Eukaryota, Metazoa, Arthropoda, Insecta, Hymenoptera, Formicidae. Gene Ontology annotation, molecular function: ubiquitin protein ligase activity. Gene Ontology annotation, biological process: negative regulation of extrinsic apoptotic signaling pathway via death domain receptors; proteasome-mediated ubiquitin-dependent protein catabolic process; protein K48-linked ubiquitination. Gene Ontology annotation, cellular component: plasma membrane; cytoplasm.